GGCGGGGCCUGGCGCAGGCGCGCGGCGUCCGGGCUGAGCGCGGCGCGCGCCGGAGGUGAGGUGAAGCGGCGCGGGCGACCGGAGACCCUGAAUCUCGCAGCGCAAGGGUUGUGAGAGGGAGGCAGAGUUGAAGAAUGUGUGGGCGAACAUCCUGUCACUUACCUAGAGAUGUCCUCACCAGAGCUUGUGCCUAUCACGAUCGACAGGGCCAUCAGCGACUCCCUGAGUGGAGGGAUCCGGACAAAUAUUGCCCCUCUUACAACAAGAGCCCUCAGUCCAGCAGCCCCGUGCUUCUGUCUCGCCUGCACUUUGAGAAGGAUGCAGACUCAUCAGAGCGAGUCAUCGCCCCCAUGCGAUGGGGCCUGGUUCCGUGUUGGUUCAAAGAAGCCGAUAUUUCCAAGCUGCCUUUCAAUAUCACCAACUGUCGCAGUGACACCAUCAUGGAGAAACGGUCAUUCAAGGUGCCUCUGGGAAAGGGCAGACGCUGCGUGGUUUUGGCAGACGGAUUCUACGAGUGGCAGCGGAGCCAAGUGACCAGCCAGAGUCAGCCGUACUUCAUCUACUUCCCCCAGGCCAAGACGGACGAGCCAGGCGGCGGCGAGGCUGCGCACAGCCCCGAGUGCUGGGCCAAGCUCUGGGACAACUGGAGGCUGCUGACCAUGGCCGGGAUCUUUGACUGCUGGGAGCCCCCCGAGGGCGGAGAGCUGCUGUACUCCUACUCCAUCAUCACCGUGGACUCCUGCAGCAGCCUGACCAGCAUCCACCCCAGGAUGCCCGCCAUCUUGGAUGGAGAGGAGGCCGUCUCCAAGUGGCUUGACUUUGGGGAGGUGCCCGCUCAGGAAGCUCUGAAACUCAUCCAGCCCACAGAGAAUAUCACCUUCCAUCCCGUCUCCUCCGUGGUGAAUAACUCACGGAACAACACUCCUGAGUGUCUGACUCCUCUCAGCCUCGUGGUCAAAAAGGAACCCAAGGCAAGUGGCAGUAGCCAGAUGAUGAUGCAGUGGCUGACCACCAAGUCACCCAAAAAGGAGGCCCCCAGGUCACCCCAGAAGGACAAGCCGGCUGUCCCGCAGUGGUCCAGCCAGUUCCUGCAGAAGAGCCCGCUCCCCACCAAGAGAGGGGCCCCGGGCCUGCUGGAGCGCUGGCUGAAGCGAGAGUCGGAGGAGCCCGCGGCCAAGCGGCCUCCCUGCGAGUAGCGGGACUCCCGGGCCCGCGGCCAAUGCGCGCGCCUGCGCUGUCCUGCCCUUAGAGCCCGGCCUGCUGCCCGGGAAGCUCCUGGCGCCCCUGCCGUCCGCUUCCGUGCUCCUCCGGGCCUCCGGGAGUGUGCUGAUAAGUUCUUAAAAUAUAUUAUAUUUUUUUUUCUGAAUAAAUUAUAUUUGAUAACC
Messenger RNA from Sciurus carolinensis (gray squirrel), 1385 nucleotides. RefSeq names its product 5-hydroxymethylcytosine binding, ES cell specific (gene Hmces). Gene Ontology annotation, molecular function: single-stranded DNA binding. NCBI's taxonomy places the organism in Eukaryota, Metazoa, Chordata, Mammalia, Rodentia, Sciuridae. The record is from RefSeq and is a predicted model, not a curated record. The transcript is spliced from 7 exons. Gene Ontology annotation, biological process: DNA damage response. The coding region runs from base 135 to 1196 and encodes 353 amino acids.